Neurospora tetraspora is the source of this 1227-nucleotide messenger RNA. Its product is annotated as glycosyl hydrolase family 61-domain-containing protein. The record is from RefSeq and is a predicted model, not a curated record. Lineage: Eukaryota; Fungi; Ascomycota; Sordariomycetes; Sordariales; Sordariaceae. Bases 125 to 1180 code for a protein of 351 amino acids. The transcript has a single exon.
UCUACCUUCUUUACAACAGCUUCAGUGAAGCCUAUCAUUCUUUACAUCACAAUCCUUGACAUCACAUCACUCAUUCAACCCGCUAGUCGGUCAACACCAAUAACUUACUACCAUAUCAACCAAGAUGCCUACCUUCACUUCCAAGUCUCUUCUUACCGUCCUCGCCGGUGCGGCCUCCGUUGCGGCCCACGGUCACGUUAGCAACAUUGUCAUCAACGGCGACCUUUACCAGGGCUAUGACUCCAGCUUCAAUUACAUGGCCAACCCCCCUGUUGUCGCUGCCUGGAAGGCCAACAACCAGGACAACGGCUUCGUUGCCCCUGAUGCUUUCUCCUCGCCCGAUAUCAUCUGCCACAAAGACGCUACCAACGCCAAGGGCCAUGCCGUCGUCAAGGCCGGUGACAAGAUCUCCAUCCAGUGGGAGACCUGGCCCGAGUCUCACCACGGUCCCGUGAUCGACUACCUCGCCAACUGCGGCACCGCCGGCUGCGAGACCGUCGACAAGACCGCUCUCGAGUUCUUCAAGAUCGACGAGGUCGGCCUCAUCGACGGCUCCGCCGCCCCCGGCAAGUGGGGUUCCGACCAGCUCAUCGCGAACAACAACAGCUGGCUCGUCGAGAUCCCGGCCAACAUCGCCCCCGGCUUCUACGUCCUCCGCCACGAGAUCAUCGCCCUCCACUCCGCCGGCCAGCCCAACGGCGCCCAGAACUACCCCCAGUGCUUCAACCUCCAGGUCACUGGCUCCGGCACCGAGAAGCCCGCGGGUGUCAAGGGUACCGCCCUCUACACCCCCAACGACAAGGGCAUCUCCUUCAACAUCUACCAGCCCAUGACCAGCUACCCCAUCCCCGGCCCCGCCCUCAUCAAGGACGCCGUCAGCGUCGCUCAGGCCCACUCCGCUGUCACCGCUACCGCUACCGCCCUUACCGGUCUUGCUGCUGCUCCCGCUGCCACUGGCGCUCCUGCUACCACCUCUGCGGCCGCUGCUCCUGCUGUUACUACUACCAAGGCCGCUGCGGUCCCUACCACCACUCUCGUCCCCUCCGCCACCAAGGCUGUCACCACUGCUGCUCCCCAGGCUACCAAGCCUGCUAAGGGCAGCUGCCAGAAGCGUCGUGCUGCUCGUCGUGCUGCUGCCCUCGCCCGCCGUCAUGCUCGCGACGUCGCUUUCCUCGACUAAGCGGUGGAUGCUGGGAUGUAGUGUAAAAGAUGGAAAGAUGGAAAGAU